Molecule: messenger RNA, 2265 nt
Organism: Zingiber officinale
Lineage: Eukaryota; Viridiplantae; Streptophyta; Magnoliopsida; Zingiberales; Zingiberaceae
Exons: 9
Coding region: 173-2050 (625 amino acids)
Source: RefSeq, a predicted model, not a curated record
AUGAAACGCGGCCUACUUUAGCUCCAAUAACACGGCGAGUCUGAUUCUGUAAAUUGUGGAAAGCAGAACUAGUUUUUUUUUUUUUUUUGCUUUUCCAAACGACCUCAACCGGUAGAACAACAAGCAAGGCAUCGAGAUUUCUGUUACUUUAUUUUUCUCCAGCCGAUUCGCGAUGAAUCUUCUCCACUGCCACGCCGAAGUCCGCACCGCCCUCGCUGCCGCGGCCGCCGUAUUCUGCUCCAGCCACGGCGCUACCCCAUUCGCUGGCCGAGGGAGGAGUGAGUGGCGGCCCGCGGUCUCCUUUCGCCCGAUAGUCUCCCCCCGCGUUGCCCCUUCUCUGAGGUCGUUCUCCGUUUCGAACGACGCCCUCGCUGCUGUUCCCGCGGCCGUGAAGGAGGGCGAGAAACCGGCGAUUUGCACCGCGGACGAGCUCCACUAUGUCCCGGUCCCUGGCACCGAGUGGAAGCUCGCUCUCUGGCGUUAUAGACCGCCUCCUGAGGUACCGAAGAGGAAUCAUCCCUUGAUGCUGUUGUCUGGGGUUGGCACUAACGCGAUCGGAUUUGAUCUUUCUCCAGGGGCUUCAUUUGCUCGUCACAUGUCUAACCAAGGUUUUGAUACAUGGAUAGUUGAAGUGAGAGGCGCCGGAUUGAGCAAACGUGCAGAUGAGUGGAAGGCGGUUGAUGAUCCUUUAAUUAAGCCUGUUAUAUCAGUUGCUAAUUCUGUUGAUGCAGCUAAUCAAAAGGGUGUUAUGUCAGCUGGAGUAGAAUUGGUUGGGAAUUCUGGUUCUAUGCCAGAUCCUAAAAGUACAAAUGUUAUGCCAGUUGGAGAAAAGAUGGUUGGGAACUCCAGUUCUUUGCCAGAUCCUAAAAGUACAAAUGUAAAUGGGAAAAUGGUCGAUAGUUUUACUUGGAAUGAAUCAAAAUUGGUAACUGAGCUAAGUGAUACUUUUAUGCGCUUGGCUGAAAGACUGUCCGGUUAUCUAAAUGAAGGUCAAUUAAGGGAUAUCUCAGAUAAGUUCUUUGAUCAAAUUUCAAAACUUCUGGAAGACACCCGACUAUCUGAGCGCUUCAAUGAGAUCACAGAAAACAUAUCCACUUUGCUAGAAACAAGACAGAAUUCUGCUUUUGCUGAGCAAAUAAAGGAUCUGAGUCAACGCUUAAUAAAUGUGAUUGAAGAAGGUCAUCGAUCAGUUUCUCCUCAGCUGUUUGACUUGCAAGAGCGCCUUUCAACAACCAUACAAGACUUUGAGAAUCAGCUUGAUUUAAUUGUGACUUAUAACUGGGACUUUGAUAACUACUUGGAGGAAGACAUACCUGCUGCGAUGGAAUACAUAAAUCUUGAGACUCAGAGUAAGGAUGGAAAGUUGCUAGCGAUUGGGCACUCUAUGGGGGGAAUCUUAUUAUAUGCUAUGCUAUCCAAAUAUGCCUAUGAAAAUAGAAAACCUAAAUUGGCUGGAGUAGUUACUUUGGCAUCUUCUGUCGACUACACAACCUCUAAAUCAUCACUGAAAUUGUUACUACCACUUGCUGAUCCUGCGCAGGCUCUUAAUGUUCCUGUUGUCCCUUUAGGAGCUUUACUAGCAGCUGCCUAUCCUUUAUCAUCUAGACCUCCAUAUGUUCUGUCAUGGCUUAAUGAUCAAAUAUCAGCACAGGAUAUGAUGCACCCUGAGUUGUUUACAAAGCUUAUCUUGAAUAAUUUUUGUACUGUGCCUGCCAAAGUGAUCCUCCAGCUAACUACUGCUUUCCGCGAUGGAGGUCUUUGCAACAGAACUGGCACUUUCUUUUACAAGGAUCAUCUGCACAAGUGUGCGGUGCCUAUCCUUGCUCUGGCUGGAGACCGAGACAUGAUAUGCCCUCCUGAAGCUGUGUAUGAAACUGUUAAAGUCCUUCCAAAGAAAAUGGGCAGCUAUAAGGCCUUCGGGAAACCUAAUGGCCCACAUUAUGCUCACUACGAUCUAGUUGGCGGCCGACUGGCUGUUGAUGAAGUCUAUCCUUGCAUUAUACAGUUUCUUUCUCUCCAUGAUUCUUUAUCGCCAUCCACUUCAACUUAACAUCUAGGGGACUAUUUACCUGAAAAGUUACGUGAAGAAACCAUACCACAAACUUGAAAGGUUAGGGUUGCAUCAUACACCUUUGGUUCUAAUACAUAAUUAGUCCUAAGGUUUGACUCUUGAUUCAGAUACCAACAGAAAAAGUAAAUGUUUUACUAAAUUUUAGAAAUUCGUACAGUUUUUUUAAUUAUAAAUGAUCUCCUUUUCCCCUUAAA